Messenger RNA from Polyodon spathula (Mississippi paddlefish), 5826 nucleotides. RefSeq names its product tetraspanin 15 (gene tspan15). The record is from RefSeq and is a predicted model, not a curated record. The coding region runs from base 77 to 973 and encodes 298 amino acids. The transcript is spliced from 8 exons. NCBI's taxonomy places the organism in Eukaryota, Metazoa, Chordata, Actinopteri, Acipenseriformes, Polyodontidae. Gene Ontology annotation, cellular component: membrane.
AUUUCAGGUGUGGGAGUUCCAGGAAGUGUUUGUAUCACUGUACAGCUACAUAGCUAGAGUUUGAAAGAGAGACGUAAUGUCAGAAGACAGUGGAGUUCGUUAUUGUGAGAGAUUUUCCUAUAUCUUUUUAAAAUUUACUCUCAUCGUCUAUUCUACUAUCUUUUGGUUGAUAGGAGGUUUUAUCCUUGCCAUUGGGAUCUAUGCAGAGGUUGAAAGGCAGAAGUACAAGACCCUCGAGGGGGCUUUCCUAGCUCCAGCCAUCCUCCUGAUCUUGCUGGGCAUCAUCAUGUUCAUAGUGUCCUUCAUCGGGGUGCUGUCUUCACUGCGGGACAACCUGUGCCUUCUUCAGGUGUUUCUGUAUACUCUCACAAUUUGCCUGAUUCUUGAACUUUUGGGUGGCGUUUUGGCUCUCGUCUUCAAAAACCAGACUUUGGAGUUUCUGAACGACAACAUUCGGAAUGGCAUUAAAAACUACUAUGACGACCUGGACUUCAAGAAUAUUAUGGAUUUCGUUCAGAGAAAGUUCAAAUGUUGCGGUGGAGGGGACUUCAAAGACUGGGAAUCGAACAUGUAUCACUCUUGUAAAGCGCCAGGACCCCUAGCCUGUGGGGUGCCCUACACCUGCUGCAUACAGAACACGACAAAUACAGUUGCCAACACGAUGUGUGGAUACAAUAUCCUUCAGAAAGAGCGCCUUGAUUUACUCUACAUUAUCCAUGUGCGAGGGUGCACGGACGCAGUCUUCAUCUGGUUUAUGGAUAACUACAGCAUCAUGGCAGGAAUUCUGCUUGGCAUUCUCUUACCACAGUUGUUUGGUGUUAUAAUCACCUGGCUGUAUAUCACUCGAGUGGAGGACGCCAUCAGUGAGCACGGGAACUACAUGGAUGGGCUGCUGGAGGCAGCACCAGGAAGAAGCGGCCCGUCCAAAUCCAAGACCGGUGGGUGCUGGAUGUGUUUGCCAGACAGUGACUAAGAGGCUGAGCCAGUCAUUGCUCCAUGGCAACAGCAUCACCUGAACGUACGUCUUUCCAAAUACAUUUCGUUGUUACAUUAGUGCUUUAAUCAAUUUUAAUUUUGCUUCAAAAUAAAAAUGUAUUUGGUGGAUAUUUAUGUAGCCUGACUAAAUAAUCAGAAGAUGAGACGCAAAACCGAGGUUCUGUUGUAAGUGACUCUGCAAAAUCAGCAGUUGUUGAUAAUGCGUAGUUCACCCCCUAGUCUCUGUAAGUCGCUUUGGAUAAAAGUGUCUGCUAAAUGAAUUCAUACAAGAUUCAGCCUCUUCUGUUGGUUAAACUAUUACAUCCAAGCAUCUACCAAAGUCUGUUUUAUUUUAAAAUUAAAUUUUAAAAGGUUAUUAGACCUCACAAAUAUGUGGAUAUUAGCCGAUAUUUGGACCUGGAAUGUGUUAUUGCGCUUAUCCAGUAUUACAGUAGUUAUCAGAGUAUACUGUAAGGUUCGACUGUUUAUAACACACAAUACUAGAGUGAGGACUGGUAAUGUGCCCUGUGAAAAUAAACACAUUUUAUAGAAAAAGGAACAAGCAAAAUUUAUUUUUGAAAAAAGUUUGCAGUUGGAAGCCAAAAAGAUUCUGUCCUAUGCUCUGUUCAAUGCAUGUUAUCAAACAGUGGUACUAAUCUGUAUACACUGCUGUGUUGUGGAGAAAGACGUGGUACGUGAUUAUUGUGGAAUCGCUAUUGUUAACUGUAUUCUAAAUUACAUGGAAGCCUUAAUGAAUUGUUAACAUCCUUUGAUUUUCUAAGAUUCUCACUAUUCACGAAUACAGUCUUAGUUUUUGUGAUAUAAGUUAAUACAUAAAUCAUUUCAAACAUCUCCUAUAAGAGAGACAUAUUUACUUGAAUAAUUGCAAAUUGUAGUGGGAAUUCUGUGAAUGAAUUUAUAUUAAAUCUGCUGAGCAUUAAAUUGCAUGCUCAAGCCCCUCUCCCUCAGCUCUGUUACUGAAACAUCUAAUGUGGUGCGGGUACACUGAACCAUGCACAUCAUACGAGUGAAAAAUGUUGUUGUUGUUAUUAUUAACCUUGAACCUUAGUAAUAAAAAAAAUGCAAUUAUGUUUAGGAAAAUACAUGUGCCCAAUCAACAGUACUAAACAUAAUUGCCUUUUUAAAAUGAUUAUUAUGGUUCAACAGUACAACGAUAAUGUCAUGAAAAAUCAAGGGGUGUUCACCAAUAUGUGGGGUUUUCUUUUAAUAGGUGUAAAGGUAUGUGGUUUAUUUCUUUGAAAUUUAUGAGUUGUAAUUGGUUUUUAUUUGACUUGAAGCUGUAUAUUGUACUUUAUUAUAACAUUUCUGGGUAAGCUUAACAGUGAGCUUUCAUGUGCCUUCAAAAUAGUCUUUUCAUUGGCCUGUAUGUUGCCCUUAAUGCAUAACUAUUCGUAUUUUACAGGGAUUGUGCCUGAUAUUAAUAUACUGGCUCUUGCUGCUAUAAAGAUACAUUUGCUGAUGUAGCCUACGUAACAUGUCUAUGACAGGCAACUAGAAACAUCAUAAACCUGAAUCUAUUUUUUUCUUAACCAAUAAACAAAAGAUGUAAUACAUAAAAAUGUUCUGAACAUGUCGUGCUGUUGAUCAGUGAAUUUCACUAUAACCACCUCUCAGGUAAAACAAAUGAUGAAAUAUGCUGUAAAUCUUAACACUGAAACUCUUGAUUUUCACAAAAUGCAGCCCAUACAGGCAGUCAGUGCAGGUGCACACACAGUGUAUAGGUGUCCUAUAGACUACAUGGUUCUUAAUGAUCCAUGGGCUUAGUCCUGAAAUCCUGUUACUAACAGUCUGUCAAGUUGCUUUGCAGCUAUGGCUGCAUGCAUAUCUUUAGUUAGAAGCAUGUAUGAGAUUAAAUAAAUAUAUUGCACGUAAUUACAAACACCCAAGAAUGGGGGUGCACAUGAUUUACCCUACAGAUCAGUCGCUUUCUUGUCAUCUCUGCCUCCUACGGAUAAUAAGUUGAGUGCAGACGUGAUACAAAGACAGGCAGCUGUGUGCAUUAUCUCUUCAUGUUAGCUCCCUUCAUCCUGAGCUCAGCUGCGGCUCUUUUUAAAGGAGUAGAUCUCUUCUAGCUAAAGGCCUUUUUUUAGUUUUGGUUUUUAUUUUAUAUACAAUUUCAUGGGAAUUUGAGCGUUUCCUUAAAAAAAUGAAUACAAGUGAAAAUAAUACAUUUCCCAGUUUUCUGGGUAAAAAUUGGCGGUAAUAAUCUGGGGAAAAGCAGCCUUCUUUGUUAAUGCAAACUGUGUAAAGCUGAUGAAGUUAACCUACGUUCGUUCCUAUAGUUCGGUAUGUUAAACAGAGCCCCAUAUUGCCUUAAAAAUAAGUAUUUUAUCUACUAAAUAUGAAGUCGUGGAUUAUCUUGGCGUAAAUCAGUAUUUUCACCUGCUUGGGUGAAAAUGUGGGUUAAUGUACUUAAGAAUCCAACACAGUGGGCAUUGCUUACGUAAUGGACCAUGGGUACGGUCUUAGUACUCUUGUGGAUUUGAGAAUGCUGCACUUUGCUGCACUUUGUCUCUCUGAAUUCAAUAAGUAAGCUUCCCCAUUAUUUCUGGCCCAUUUCCUGAAAUUAAAGUUGUAUCCCUAACGCUCAUCAUCUUUACUAUUGCACUUUGUGUGGGAUGCACUGGUUUCUCAUUGUCACUUAUGGUACUAUGCUGUAGACAUGUGUAAUAUACUCAAAUUACUUGGCUUGAAGCAUCCCACAGAUCUGACAUUUGUAUAAUACCAGCCUCUAGGUACUUCAGACAGCCAAUACGCAAUCCAUCUUUCCCCUGGAGACCUGGGUCUGAAUCCGACUCUCAAGUGAAAUGACUUUGCCCCUGUGGACAUUAGUCCACAUCACAAAGCCAAUACACCCCAGGUUUGGUACAAUUGGAUGUCUGGUGUAACUAAUUGCUGUGGCUCACUGUUGACGAGCACGAAAUUCACAAGUCCCACAAUUUAAAAAAUAAAUGAUACUUUUAUACUCAGUUAAACCAUUCAAUGAUUUUCGUGAGCAGCUUCAAAGAACUGCAGUGCUGUUGCACACAAAGUGCAAUAUAUAUAAUAUAUAUAUAUAUAUAUAUAUAUAUAUAUAUAUAUAUAUAUAUAUAUAUAUACUUUACACACACACUAAGAUGAUGCCUCUAUGUAUUACAUAUGUAAGAUGUGCAGUACAAUUUAUUAAAAACCUAGAAAGUAAUCAUUUUAUUUCAAGAACAGAUGAUGAGUGGCUUUACACAGGAAUGGUUUAAAUAAUAUUUUAAUAAUAAUAAUACUAAGUGUUACCAGGAUUUUAAUAUAACAAAUUAGAAACUUAAAUUAACCAGAUGUAACAAUAUUGUGUUUGUGAUAGCAUAUGCUGUUUAUUAAAUACAACAGUGUGAACUUGUAGUUAUUAAGUUCGAACACGCUUCAACUAAGCCAAAAAAAGUGUGUUUGUUCCUAGCAUAUUUCACUGUUCAAAUUAACCAAAUAUCUGUAAUAACAUGUGUAAUAUAUUGGGGUCUAGUUAAUGAAGUGUUAUAAAAUGUAGUGGCCUUAAGGGGAACAAAUGAUGUCAGAGACAUUGUGAUGGAAAUGUUUGCCCUGCAAACACAUGAAGAAAGUGCCCACGCCUUCACACACCCCUGGAAUCAAAGGGAUGCUCACCAAUGUGCUUCACACAGUUCCUCUGUGGAAGGUUUCAAACAGUCACAAUCGUUGCCUUGCCUUUUGCACUGUGCAUAGUGACUUUAUGAAUGCCCUGUGUUUUUGUCACCACCUGUAUAGAUUCAUGUUUUACCAGGUAUUUAUUCUUAUUUUUCCCAUAUAUACUCUUUUUAAAAAUCACAUGCAUGUGUCAAUGUCUUUGUUUUGAAACAGACAUUUUGUCGAAGCGUUUGAAUAUUUUACCUCCAAAUUUGUGUAUUUAAAGGUAUGGAUAAACCUUUUCUAUGCUUGUUUAUAUCAGAAGUUUAUUUUUUAUAGGUUAAUUUUUCUUAAAGGUACAUAUAAUAGUGUUGUCCACCAAGUAUUGACUUCCUAUUUGAUUGAACAGUAGUGUAAAACAUCUGAAAUUAUAAAGUGAGAUAGUUAUAAAAAAAAAAAAGUAAAAUAGUAAUUUUAGUUGUUGAAUUAAAACAAAUGUGUAUAUCAUAACAAAUAUGCAGGAAAUUAAACACAUGAUACAAAUUCAAAUGUUUUACCAAUAAAUCAAAGCAAAACUGAUGUGUAUGAAGUACAACUGACAUAUCCCAAGUAAUGUUAAUAUCAAUAUAAAUUGGAAUAUUUAGGAUUUAAAACAUAGGAGGGUAUCAAUAAUGCUGUCUGUUCAAAUACAUUGCAAAGGAGGGGAUACUGUAAUAACGUAAACAGCUGCAGAUUAAAAUGCUGCCUCCCUUGUACUCUAUAUUAAACUAUCUGGUAUUGUACACCAGGAUUAUCACAAAAUAUUAUAGUAUAGUGUACUAUACAACAGCUGGUCACUUCUCUCCUAUUGUUUUCCAUGGAGGUCUCCUGUUCUAUUACGCAGUAACGGAACAACAAAUAAGGACCAGGUGAGGAGAUGCCACUAAUUAAUGACACCUGUUCUAAAACCACCUCUUCACACUUGAACCCUGCUCUUUCAGUGGAUUAUAAUGAUUAGUUCAGACACCCAAAGGUAAAUACACUACAGAAAUCAUUUUAAAAAGGUAGCAUUGCUGUGGUGUGUUACAAGGUAAUAAUGGAACUCAAGUAAUAGUAGGAUAGUGUAUAUGGUUUAAGCCUGUAAUUCUGUGUUUGUUUGGUUCUUAUUUACAGUCUUAGGGUGACUGCCCUUUUCUCUUAGUUUUAUGGGUGUAAGUGAUUUUUUUUCUGUAUUCUGUUGUG